CUCACCCAGCUUUUUCAAUCUCUAGCUCUUAUAGUUCACAUCAAUUCUUCAAGCAGAGGCAGGUUUUGGUUUAGCGGUCGAGAAACAAUCAAUGGCGGCAGAAAAGCGGCUUAUGGUGGUCGUCGACGGAACAACAGCUAUGGGGCCUUACUGGAAAUCCAUUCUCUCAGAUUACCUCGAAAAGAUCAUCAGGAACAUAAGUGGCCAACCGUCAGCUAACCAGGAUGCUUCAGCUGGUGCAGCAGUAUACCUGGGCCUGGUUCAGUAUAAUUCUCACGGACUUGAUAACACUGGUUCCUUAACGCGACCAAGUCCUUGGACUAGAAAUGUGGAUGGGUUUCUUGAAGGGCUCUCGGCUUUACAUUUUUCUGGUGGUGGUGGUCCUAAUGAAGCCGCCAUUGCUGGGGGACUGGCAGAAGCACUUGUGAUGUUUCCGAAGCCUACUCCCACUGGAACUGGAACUGAAACUGAAACUGAUCAAGUUCAAGACCAUAAUGCCAGAGAAAGGCAUUGUAUUCUUGUGGCUGCAAGCAACCCUGUGUUGUUUCGAACCGCCGUUCAGAUACCGAUAAUAAGUAAUGGCCAAUUUUCUUCUGGUACACAAACUCGAUGGACUCUUGCUGAUGCUCAAGAUGUUGCCAAAUUAUAUGCUGAGUGCUCUGUAUCUCUUUCUGUGAUCUCACCAAAACAGUUUCCAAAACUCAGAGAGAUAUACAAUGCGGGAAGAAAUUAUCCUGAAUCUGAAGGAACAGUAUCUUCCUUCAAAAAUGUUAAGUACCCACAUUUUCCUGUACUAAUAUCAAACAAGUUCUCAGAGGCUCGUGCUGCCCUCGAUCACUCUCAUCCUGUGAUCAAAACUGAAUACAAUGUCUUUCUUAGCUCAUCAUGA
This is a messenger RNA of Rosa chinensis, 889 nucleotides long. Its product is annotated as mediator of RNA polymerase II transcription subunit 25-like. Gene Ontology annotation, cellular component: mediator complex; transcription regulator complex. The record is from RefSeq and is a predicted model, not a curated record. The transcript is spliced from 7 exons. Gene Ontology annotation, biological process: positive regulation of transcription by RNA polymerase II. Bases 92 to 889 code for a protein of 265 amino acids. NCBI's taxonomy places the organism in Eukaryota, Viridiplantae, Streptophyta, Magnoliopsida, Rosales, Rosaceae.